Staurois parvus is the source of this 1248-nucleotide messenger RNA. NCBI's taxonomy places the organism in Eukaryota, Metazoa, Chordata, Amphibia, Anura, Ranidae. The record is from the annotation of a GenBank genome assembly.
GUCUGCCGGCGAAGAAGCGGCCCCCGCCCAGACCCCCAAGCCGGAGAGCAGCAGCAGCAGACACCGCCUGAAGAGAACCAAGCCGCCGAGCCCCAGAAAAAGGAACCAGCGGAGGAGCAGAAGCCGGCCGAGGAGGCGGCAGCGGCGGUGGAGAGCGGGGAAGCGGCGGCACCUCCGCAGCCUGAAGUGACCUACAAGUCGCUGGUGCUGAGCGGCCACGGCGGCUAUGACAAGGUGAAGCUGCAGAACAAGAAGGGCUCCCCCAAACCCAAGGCCGGGGAGGUGCUGAUCCGGGUCCGAGCCUGCGGGCUCAACUUCGCCGACCUGAUGGCCAGACAAGGAGUCUACGACCGCCUGCCGUCCCCGCCCGUCUCCCUGGGCAUGGAGUGCUCCGGCAUCGUGGAGGAGCUGGGAGAGGGAGUUACCGACAGACAGGUUGGAGAUAAAGUUAUGGUCCUCAACAGAUUUGGAUUAUGGCAAGAACUGGUUACUGUUCAGACUAGCCACACAUUUCUUAUGCCAGAAGGAAUGAGCUUUGAGGAGGGUGCAGCCUUGCUGGUAAACUAUAUAACUGCCUACAUGAUUCUCUUUGACUUUGGCAAUCUGAGGCCAAAACAAAGCGUCCUCAUCCACAUGGCAGCAGGUGGUGUUGGCACUGCAGCAAUACAGCUCUGUAAAACUGUGGAGGAUGUUACAAUAUUUGGAACAGCUUCUUCUGCCAAGCAUGAAGCACUUAAAGAACAUGGCGUGACUCACCCAAUUGACUACAGGACGAGCGAUUAUGUGGAUGAACUUAAAAAAAUCUCUCCUAAAGGUGUAGACAUAGUGAUGGAUCCCCUGGGAGGUUCUGACACUUGUAAAGCCUACAACCUGCUGAAACCUAUGGGAAAACUGGUAAUAUAUGGCGCUGCCAACUUGUUGACUGGACAAAAAAAGAACCUUGUUGCCUUAGCAAAGACUUGGUGGAACCAGUUCAGCAUAAAUGCUCUGCAGCUUAUUCCAUCAAACAAAGCUGUGUGCGGAUUCCAUCUAGGCCACUUGGAUACUGAAACAGAGCUGAUAACAGAAGUUGUGGUUAAACUGCUUGACCUUUACAAGCAAGAGAAGAUCAAGCCCAAAAUUGACAGCAUCUAUCCUUUUGAGCAGGUGGCAGAUGCCAUGAGACAAAUGCAGGAGAAGAAAAAUGUUGGCAAAGUGAUCCUGGUCCCUGAAGUGCCAAAAGAGGAAGCAAAAAAGGAAGAAAACUAA